Messenger RNA from Actinia tenebrosa (Australian red waratah sea anemone), 2328 nucleotides. RefSeq names its product kelch-like protein 2. Gene Ontology annotation, molecular function: protein binding. Lineage: Eukaryota; Metazoa; Cnidaria; Anthozoa; Actiniaria; Actiniidae. The record is from RefSeq and is a predicted model, not a curated record.
UGUAAAUAAUUAUCAGGAGCUUGGCGAGGGAGGAGAAUUAUUCUGUGGUUUACGGCAGAUCUCUUCAGCCGAUUUCUUAAAGCUACUGACCAAACGCUCCUUAGAAAAUUCAAGAAGGUUUCUAACAUGUUAUCUAUGGCUUGAAGUGGUAUUUACCAGCAACGAUAACCACAUCAAUUUUCUUCAGCAAAAACUCGCCAUCUUUGCUCGUCGUCUUGUUUCGCAUUUCUUGGUAGUUUGACACAUUCCUUAGUUCUGGAUUCCUUUAGCUGUCGAUUAUUUAUUCGCAGCAUGGAUUUCACCCAGCAACUUGCUGAAGAGGACAAAGUUCCUGUUCCACCCUACAAAGAUCUUGAUCAUUGUAACAAGGGAUUCCAGGUUAUGAAUGCACUCAGGCACCAAAACCAACUGUGUGAUGUCAUAUUGAAAGCAGGAAAUGUUGAAAUUCCUGCUCACAGAGUGGUGUUAGCUUCUUCUAGCCCUUAUUUUUAUGCCAUGUUUACUGGAGAACUUUCUGAAAGCAAGCAAAAUGUAGUGACGUUAAAAGAAAUUGACAGCACAGCACUGGAACUGUUGGUGGAUUUUGUUUACAUUGCAGAAAUUGAAGUGACUGAGGAAAAUGUACAGGUCCUUCUACCAGCAGCUAACCUUCUCCAGCUAACAGAAGUAAGGGAUGCCUGCUGUGAGUUCCUGAAGGCUCAGCUUCACCCAUCCAACUGUCUGGGCAUCAGAGCAUUUGCUGAUAUGCACUCUUGUUCUGACCUGAUGGGAUCUGGUCAUUGCUAUGCUGAACAGCAUUUCAGUGAAGUAGUUAAUGGGGAAGAGUUUGUUGGUCUACCCUACAUGCAAGUAGCAGAGCUGAUAUCAAGUGAUCAGUUGUGUGUUCCAUCAGAAGAAAAGGUGUUUGAAUCAGUAGUCAGGUGGGUAAUGCACGACCCAGAACAUAGACAAGAUUGUCUUGCCCAACUGAUGGAGCAUGUGCGACUUCCGCUUCUUUCUCGGGAAUACCUUGUCAGCCGAGUAGAGACAGAGGCUUUGAUCAAGAACAAUGUUGCAUGUAAAGACUUUCUCAUAGAAGCGCUAAAGUAUCAUUUAUUGACGAGUGAACAGAGGUCAAUGCUACAGACACCCAGAACACGACCCAGGACACCCAUUGGGUUACCUAAGGUUAUGUUUGUCGUUGGUGGACAGGCACCCAAAGCUAUACGAAGUGUCGAAUGCUACGAUUUUAAAGCAGAAAAGUGGUAUCCUGUGGCCGAGAUGAACUCUCGUCGUUGUCGCGCCGGGGUGGCUGUACUUGACAGUCUCAUCUAUGCUGUAGGUGGUUUUAAUGGUUCUUUACGCGUGCGCACGGUCGAUUGUUACGACCCCAUCAAAGACCAGUGGCGUCCUGCUGCUUCAAUGGAAGCACGACGUAGCACACUAGGGGCGGCUGUGCUGAACGGGUUGCUUUACGCUGUUGGUGGCUUUGAUGGCACGACUGGACUUAGCACUUGUGAGGUCUAUGACCCCAAGUUAAACGAAUGGCGACCUAUCGCAAAUAUGAGUAGCCGACGGAGUAGUGUCGGUGUAGGAGUGUUAAACGGAGUAUUAUACGCGGUCGGCGGUUAUGACGGCGCAUCAAGGCAUUGUCUGAGUUCCGUCGAGUGCUACAACCCUAACACCAAUGAAUGGAGUCUGGUCAGUGAUAUGAGCACCCGGCGUAGUGGAGCGGGAGUCGGAGUUGCAGAAGGAGUCAUGUUUGCAAUAGGAGGACAUGAUGGGCCUCAUGUUAGAAAGAGCGUGGAAUCUUAUAACCCUGAUACAAACACAUGGAGGCCUGUGUCAGAAAUGAGUAUGUGUCGACGAAACGCAGGGGUUGCUUCAGUUAAUGGACUGUUAUUUGUUGUUGGGGGUGACGAUGGAUCGACUAACUUAGCCUCAGUAGAGGUUUAUAACCCUCGAACAGAUCAAUGGGGAUUGCUUCCUUCAUGUAUGAGUAUAGGACGCAGUUAUGCAGGGGUUUCUGUUAUAGAUAGGCCAAACCCGAAAUAAUGAUCUCUGCCAUGGAUCUUGACUGAGAUCAACGUACAUAUGUCUCCCGGUGUAUGUGAGAUCUUCAAAAUGUUCCUGGGGAUUGCGCUCACUUCACAUGCAAGGCAAAGUUUAUUGAUGAGAUGAUGGUCAAUAGAUGUCAAUAGUUAGUUUUGUUAUAGGAUUUUCGAUUCCACUAGAGCUAUACACGUCAUUGCCUUGUUUAAUAAUUUACUCUCAUGAAGUGCUAGCAUCUGGUGUUGCCAAACAAGAGGGAAAAGAACGAAAAGUAACAGUAAACUCAAAGCCCUGAAA